Miscanthus lutarioriparius is the source of this 1548-nucleotide messenger RNA. The record is from the annotation of a GenBank genome assembly. Lineage: Eukaryota; Viridiplantae; Streptophyta; Magnoliopsida; Poales; Poaceae.
AUGAUGGUGGAUAGCAUGGACGCGGCGAGGAUCAUAGACUACUUCAAGGGCAAGUGCAUCCUCGUCACCGGCUCAACAGGCUUUCUUGGAAAGAUUCUUGUGGAGAAGAUAUUGCGGGUGCAGCCUGACGUCCACAAGAUUUACCUUGUUGUACGUGCGAUCGACGAGCCAUCUGCAAAGCAGCGCGUCCAGCAAGAGGUGAUAGACACGGAGCUGUUCGGCCUGCUGAGAGAGAAGCAUGCCAAGGGGUUCCAGCAGUUCGUGGACGAGAAGGUUGUCGCUUUGGCCGGAGACAUCAUAUACGACGGCCUGGGCCUGGAGCCACCCGUGCUGGACGCGCUGACCAAGGACACCGACGUCAUCGUCAACAUCGCAGCAACCACCAACUUCUACGAAAGAUAUGAUGUUUCGCUGGAUGUAAACGUGAUGGGAGUGAAGCACCUGUGCACGUUCGCCAAGCAGUGCGCCAGGCUCAAGCUGCUCAUGCACGUCUCCACUGCGUUCGUCUCGGGCUUCAGGGAGGGCCUGAUCCUGGAGAAGCCCAUCAAGCCCGGCGAUUCGCUGCGCGAGGGCACGUACCUGGACGUGGACACGGAGCUGCGCCUGGUCAAGGAGGUGAAGAAGUCGCUGGCGAUGGCGAACGCCACCAGCGACGGCGACGGUGGCGACGCGCACACCGACAAGAUGACGGAGCGGAAGGCGAUGAAGGAGCUGGGCCUGCAGCGGGCGCGGCACUUCGGGUGGUCCAACACGUACGUGUUCACCAAGGCCAUGGGGGAGGUGGUCCUGGGCCAGCAGCUCCGCCGCGGCGGCGGCAGCGGCGACAGCGACAUCCCCGUGGUGGUGAUGCGGCCCAGCAUCAUCACCAGCGUCCGGGACGACCCGGUGCCCGGGUGGAUGCAGGGCACGCGCACCAUCGACAGCAUCAUCAUCGGCUACGCCAAGCAGAACCUGUCGUGCUUCCUCGCCGACCUCGGCCUCGUCAUGGACGUCAUCCCGGGGGACAUGGUGGUCAACGCCAUGAUGGCCGCCGUGGUGGCGCACUCCGGGGAGAAGGCCGCGCCGCAGGUGGUGUACCAUGUCACCUCGUCGCUGCGCAACCCGGCCACCUACGACGUGCUCUACCAGUCUGGACGCCGACAUUUCUACGAGAACCCGCGCGUUGGGAAGGACGGCAGGGUCAUCCCCACCAGGGAGAUGUACUUCUUCAACACCAUCGCUAGGUUCCACCUCUACAUGAUCCUCACCUACAAGAUACCACUAGAGAUUCUGCACUUGGUGAAUCUGCUGCUCUGUGGGCUCUUCUCACGGCUCUACGACGACCUCAACCGCAAGUACAAGUUUGUGAUGCAUCUCGUUGACGUCUACGGCCCCUUCGCCUUCUUCAAAGGAUGCUUCGAUGACAUGAACAUGGAGCGGCUGAGGCUGACGAUGGCGAUGAAGACCCCUGAGGAUCAAAUGUUCAAUUUCGACCCCAAGACCGUCGACUGGGACGAUUACUUCACCAGAAUCCACAUCCCUGGUAUUCUCAAGUAUUUGUGCAAGUGA